Nematocida parisii ERTm1 is the source of this 2099-nucleotide messenger RNA. RefSeq lists its product as uncharacterized. The record is from RefSeq and is a predicted model, not a curated record. Lineage: Eukaryota; Fungi; Microsporidia. Bases 1 to 1926 code for a protein of 641 amino acids. The transcript has a single exon.
AUGAAGCAGUUAAGAAAAAAAUGUAUUACAUUUGGACUGAUGUUUAUAAUAAGUAUAGAAAUUGUAAUUUGCGGGGGGUUUAAAGCAGCGUAUAAGAAACAAUUAAGUACAAAAAAUAAUCUAAGCACAAGUGGUACACGAUUUAUGCGGGGUAUGUUUAACAAUUAUAAUUCUGUACCAUCUAACAAUACUAACCAAUCUAUGCAGACAGAUGACCAGCCAUUAGAUCUAUCUAAUCCAAAUAAAAGGCCCCAUGAUACAGACAACAAUACUCAAAAUUCUAACGCUAUCAAAAGAGCUCGUUAUAUGGGUAUGAAUAAUGCAGAGAGCAAUGUAGAUAAUUCAGCAAUAGACAUAGCUACAGAACCAACAAUGGAUCUAACAUCAGAGCCAGCCCCAGAAAUGCCUUUAAAAGAAACUUCAGAACUAACCGCAUCCACUACUAUUAAUCCUCUUAAAGUUGAUUCUAACAGUAAGUUGGUUAUAACUAGUACAUUGUAUUUUUGUGCCGCUGAAAAUCAAUUUAUUAUACGAAACUAUACGAGUUAUAUAGAAAGUUUUGAAAAUGUGUUGUUUUCAAAUUACACUGGACAGCUUAAACCCGAAGCAGUAAAUCAAAAAACAUAUAUAAUAAUUGAAAACUGGAAGAGUGAGAAUGAAACAGAUAUUUGGACUAUGAUUAAAAGUGUGGACAUGGAUUUUCUUCUACUAAAAAGUGUAUUUAAAAAUAUGCUAAAAACAAGCUUCUCUAAUGAUUACAGAUUGACCAAUCCAUUAUGGUAUGAUGGAUUUAUAAAUGAUCUAGUUAAUUAUAUUAAAAGCCAUGGUCAAACGACCACAUAUCAGUAUAAAAUUAUUACUUCUUUACAUAUUAAUAAAAGAGCAGAAACUCUUGGAAAUAUUUGGAUAAAUAAAGAAGUAAAUUUAUACUGUUGCUGUAGUGGUAUAAAUAGUCAAAUGGUUUUAGAAGGAAACGAAAAGGACAUAAAACUUAAAAAAAAGUUGAAUGCUAUUCUUUUAAUGCCAGAGGUAUAUGAAGACUUCUAUAAGAUGUCACAGAAUAUAGUUGAUAAUUUUGUUAAAGAAAUUAAAGCAAAAAUAAUGAAUAGGGAUAAAAAAAAUAAGCGUACUAAUAUAAUAGACUUUGCAGAUAAUUUAAAAAUUGAACAGCUAUCAGAUUUAACAUGCAUUAUGAAAUAUCUUAUACACACUGCACAGAAAAAUGAAGCAUUGGCAAAAGAAGCAUACAAUGCAAUUAAACAAAUUAAAUUGCAAGGGGAUAAUCAGAAUUUAAUAGGCGAUUCUAAUGCAAUAGAAAUAUAUAAUUUUGUAUGUAAUAAAGUUAGUAUUUUUUAUAAAUACCAUGGAAUGACAUAUAAAUUAACAGCGGCACAGAAACAUGCUAUUAGAAAUAGAACGCGAUUGAUUCAUAUAGAUAAUAUGCAUGAAAUCCGAGUACACAAUAAACUGUUAGGGGGUGAUAGUUUUAAUGCACAACAACUUUUUAGAUCUAUUGCACAGAUAAAAAACAUAAAUGAAAUAGAAAAUAUUGGCUCUACUCAUGCUAUUGUCAUAGAUGAUAUAAAACACACUGACAUAUUCACUGAAAAUAACAUAUUACUAAGCAUAAAAGACCAUUAUCAUGUGCAAUUUGUAGACAAUGAGUGGCACACAGUUACAAUGGUUCAUCUUCCCUACUACACACAUAGGCAAAAAAAUGGUACAAUUGUAAACUAUCAGUUUCAUACAAUUAAAGACAUAAUAACUCAUUUAAAAUAUACUUUUAAUAUAAGAGAAUCCGGUAAACCAAGAGUCAUUAAAACAAAUGAUAAUGAUAUCUUAGACAUAAAAAAAAAAAUAGCAUUUGUAGAAAAGGGAGAAUAUAUCCAUUUAAAUACAAUAGAAUGGAUAAAACCUGGUCGUUAAUAACCGAUGAUUCGGAUUUAAACAAAACAGUACAUACAAUAGAAAAUGAAAACGGCAACGUAGUAUUCUAUUACAUAAAAGAAGACAUCAAAAAAACCGAGUUCUGUUUUGCACAAUUUGUGUAUUCAUCCGAAGUAAAAAGUAAUGUUAAAGACGGUAAUAUGGAUAAGAAU